Mytilus californianus (California mussel) is the source of this 996-nucleotide messenger RNA. RefSeq names its product proton-coupled folate transporter-like. Gene Ontology annotation, cellular component: membrane. The record is from RefSeq and is a predicted model, not a curated record. The transcript is spliced from 5 exons. Bases 1 to 987 code for a protein of 328 amino acids. Gene Ontology annotation, biological process: transmembrane transport. Gene Ontology annotation, molecular function: transmembrane transporter activity. NCBI's taxonomy places the organism in Eukaryota, Metazoa, Mollusca, Bivalvia, Mytilida, Mytilidae.
AUGACUGUAAAUGAUGAGAACUCUGAGGAAAGUCCGUUAUUGGAGAAAGGCAGUACUGGAAUUUGGGCUUCUACUCUUUCCAUGGCAUUUUGUUUUGUUGCGGACACUACAAUGCCAGGUAAAACGAGGUCAUUUGUUAUAGCUUUGAUAGAAACCAGCAUUGGCCUCGGUUCCAUAAUAUCAACUUCAUUAUCUGGUUAUCUCAUACAAUGGACAGACAGUUACAUGUAUCCAGAACUUCUCUCAGUCAUUAUAGUUACCAUAGGAAUCAUUCUUGCAGUUUUUGUUUUACCUGAAACGCUUCAUCCAUCACGGAAACGAGACGAUCAGGUAUCAGUAUGUCAGAACAUGAAAAAUGUAACUGAAUGUUACACAUCCGAGUUUUCACCGUUAGGUAAGAGAUGGAUGUUUAUAUUACUCAUUUUUAUAUUCAUAAUGUCUGCAUUCGGAAAUUUAGGAAGACCUAAUGUGGAACAAAUUUAUCAGAUGAACAGUCCAUUUUGUUGGGAUUCUGUGAGGAUUGGUUGGUAUGCCGCAGUGCGGAAUAUGGCAUGGAGUUUUGGCAGUAUAGCUAUCAUUAAAUUAUUCCACAUUUGUACUACAGACGAUGUGAUUGCUGUGGUAGGGUGUAUUACAUGCGUGGCUUCUGCUAUUCUGGAAGGCAUUGCAACAACAGAUCUGUACUUAUAUUUAGCUGCCGGUGCUAGUAUUGGUAGUGUUGUAACAUUACCAAUGGUUAGAGCAAUUAUGUCCAAGAUGACACCUCCACACAAACAAGGUUCAAUAUUUGCUGGAGUGGCAGCUGUCGAAGUGAUCUGUAAUAUGGGAGCUUCUGUGAGUGCUAAUGCUAUAUACGAUGCAACAUUAGACUUUAACAAAGGGAUGACAUUUUUUGUUAUGGCUGGUUAUGGUGGAGUAGGAAUCAUUUUAUGUUUAUUGUUUAUAAGCGAGAAGAAGAAGACAUUAUCAGACUUAACACCGAAGUGAAGACAUUUU